AUGGAUAAAGAAGACGGUGACGACCAGACAUCCGUCAACGUGUCGCUUCCCGUACCGUUACUGGACGACAGUACGAACUGGCACUACUACGUGGAAGAGACGGUGGACAAAAGUCGCAGACGGAAGUUCAAGAACCUGCUGCUCGAAUUCUGCGACAGCACCACCGCCCAUGGCAUCCCUCGCAUCGGCUCGGCGGACUCCAGGAAAGCGGGCACUUUCUGGACCGUCGUCUGCGUCAUCUGUUUCGUGCUGGUCGUUUUCCAGUCAAUUCUGAUCAUAACGAAGUUCCUUCGUUUCGACACGACCACGCAGAUUGAGGACUUUCGCUGUGGUUACUUGCCCAACGUAGGUGAGAUGGCUGAUUGGACUGUUUGGCUUGUACGAAGCGUCUGUGGUCAGCCGUUUGAUGUCGAUCUUCUUCGUGGGCACUAUUUUCAGUACGCCUCUUUUCCUUUGGAUUUAUGCUGCAGCUCUGAUUAUGGUUUUCAUCCAGUGAUCGAGUGUUACUGCCUUACUCUGUCGAUUUCAAUCGAUGGUUUGAGGCACAGCGGCAUUCUUGUGUUGCAAGCGAUGGAUCUUCGUCGCAUCAUCAAGUAG
Messenger RNA from Soboliphyme baturini, 597 nucleotides. Lineage: Eukaryota; Metazoa; Nematoda; Enoplea; Dioctophymatida; Soboliphymatidae. The record is from the annotation of a GenBank genome assembly.